This is a messenger RNA of Sinocyclocheilus grahami, 1253 nucleotides long. RefSeq names its product dnaJ homolog subfamily B member 6-like. The transcript is spliced from 8 exons. NCBI's taxonomy places the organism in Eukaryota, Metazoa, Chordata, Actinopteri, Cypriniformes, Cyprinidae. The record is from RefSeq and is a predicted model, not a curated record. Gene Ontology annotation, molecular function: Hsp70 protein binding. Bases 1 to 885 code for a protein of 294 amino acids.
AUGACUGAUGUUACUGCACCCACUGUGUCUGGUGCUUUCCAGUUGGUUUACUCUCCUUCAGCAAACAAAAGGAACGUAUACGAUCGAUAUGGAAAAGAAGGCUUAACUCCAGGUGGAGGUGGAGGAGGAGGAAGAGGACACUUUAAUAAUGACCACUUUUUCACAUUCCGCAAUCCAGAUGAUGUUUUCAGGGAAUUCUUUGGUGGACAAGAUCCAUUUGCAGAAUUCUUUGGUGGAGAUCCAUUUGACAAUGACUUCUUUGGUGGCGGUCGACGUCACCACCACCACCACCAGCGGGGCAUGAGCAGGAGCCGGACAGGAGGCUCCUUCUUUGGGGGCUUUGGGGGAUUCCCUCCUUUUGGAGCAGGAUUUUCAUCUUUUGAUGCAGGUUUCUCUCCCUUUGGGCAUAUGGGAGGAGGUGGAUUUACUUCUUUCUCUUCAUCUUCAUUUGGUGGAGGGGGAGGGGGAGGCGGCGGCGGCGGUGGUGGUGGUGGUGGUGGAGGUGGAGGUGGAGGUGGAGGUGGAGGUGGAGGUGGAAGCAUGGGCAGCUUCCGCUCUGUGUCAACCUCCACUAAAUUCAUCAAUGGCAGGAAAAUCACUACAAAAAGAAUCAUCGAGAAUGGCCAGGAACGUGUAGAAGUGGAAGAAGAUGGACAGUUAAAAUCUAUAACCGUAAAUGGAAAAGCCCAGGAGAUAGGCAUGCUGGAGGGUCACAGACAGAGGAAGGAGCUCCCUGACUCCUCUUCCUCGUCCUCCUCCUCACAUUCUGCAAGGCACUCAGCUCAGAGAGAGGAGCAAAAUAAAACUACAGGCAAAGAGCAAACUGGAGUCAAGAGGAAGAGAAUGACGGUGAAGGGAGAGACCAAAAAGGCCAAAGAGUCCUAAAUUUGUCUCUGCAUCUAAACUCAUAGGACUGAUAGUCUGACAUACCGUAGCUGUGGAUAUUCUGUGUUGAGGUUGGAAAAACUCGCUAGCAAUUUUUGUUGUUGUUGUUUGUUAUUUUUUUAGAUGCAAAGGUCAAAUUUAUUAUUUUAAGUUUUUUAUGCCGAUACUAAUCGAUAACAAAUAGUAAAUCAUCUGCUCUGAAGAACUGUGACUGAUACGUAAAUAAAAAAAAAACAAUGAAAAUGAAUAGUUUUAAUGAGAAUCUGUGCAAGCAAGCAUUUCUCAUUCACAUGAUCCACACAAUUUAUUAAUAAACAAACACAACCAAUGUACAAUGAUUUUCAGUAAUAAAACAGGUCUUGCCUUUG